AUGGCACGAGAGGUCAUCUACAAGAAAGUGAUGAAGGUGUCUGCAACACUCGAGAAACGGGUCAGACGCGGGAGGCACCGACCUCUCCACGCGCGGUUCAGGAGGCAGCGGCCCCCGGGCAGGGACCCCCCGACACCUCUUGUCCCCGGCCCGCGGGGACACGAACGGGGGCUGCUCGGCCGGGAAAGAGGUGGCCGGGACCGAACGGCCACCCGGGCCCCGACGGACACCGCGGGCGGGGCGGAGUACGGCUGCCUCUGCCUCGCGCUCUGCGCCCAGGUGGCCCAGGGCAAGUCGUGCGACAGGAUCUCCUGCUUCUCGGGCCACUGUGUCAACUCCACCUGCGUCUGCGAGCAGGGCUGGGUGGGAGACCAGUGCCAGCACUGCCAGGGCCGGUUCAAGUUAACAGAACCUUCUGGAUAUUUAACAGAUGGACCAAUAAAUUAUAAAUAUAAAACUAAAUGUACAUGGUUAAUUGAAGGAUAUCCUAAUGCAAUACUAAGGUUAAGAUUUAAUCACUUUGCUACAGAAUGUAGUUGGGACCAUAUGUAUGUAUAUGAUGGAGAUUCAAUAUAUGCACCUUUAAUAGCUGUAUUUAGUGGUCUAAUAGUCCCUGAAGUGCGUGGGAAUGAAACAGUUCCUGAAGUAGUUACCACAUCAGGCUAUGCAUUGCUACACUUCUUUAGUGAUGCUGCUUAUAACUUAACUGGAUUUAACAUUUUUUAUACUCGUAAAAUUAAUUCUUGUCCUAAUAACUGCUCGGAACAUGGGAAGUGCACAACCAGUAUGUCUGCUCCAAGCCGAGUAUACUGUGAGUGUGACAAAUACUGGAAGGGAGAAGCCUGUGAUAUUCCGUAUUGUAAAGCCAACUGUGGUAGCCCGGAUCAUGGAUACUGCGAUUUGACAGGCGAGAAGCUGUGUGUUUGCAAUGAUAGCUGGCAAGGUCCGGAUUGUUCUUUGAAUGUCCCCUCCACGGAGUCUUACUGGAUCCUACCAAACGUAAAGCCGUUCAGCCCAUCCGUGGGCCGGGCUUCCCAUAAAGCAGUUCUCCAUGGAAAAUUUAUGUGGGUCAUUGGUGGAUACGCGUUUAACUACAGUUCCUUCCAAAUGGUGCUGAACUACAAUUUGGAAAGCAGUAUUUGGAAUGUAGUGCCUGUUUCCAAAGGGCCACUCCAGAGAUAUGGACACACUCUUGCUUUAUAUCAGGAAGACAUCUACAUGUAUGGAGGCAAAGUUGAAACAAAUAAUGGCAACGUUACUGAUGAGUUGUGGAUUUUCAACAUACCCAGUCAAACCUGGAGUAGCAGAACUCCUGCAGUACUUGUACAUGGGCAGCAAUAUGCUGUGGAGGGUCAUUCAGCACACAUCGUGGAGCUGGAUAGCAGAGAUGUGGUUAUGAUCAUCAUUUUUGGAUACUCUGCCAUAUAUGGUUACACAAGCAUUGUGCAAGAAUACUAUAUCAGGUCUAAUUCUUGGCUUGUGCCCGAAACCAAAGGAGCAAUUGUGCAAGGUGGAUAUGGUCAUACUAGUGUCUAUGAUGAACUGACAAAAUCUGUCUAUGUCCAUGGUGGAUACAAAGCACUGCCUGGCAAUAAGUAUGGGUUGGUGGAUGAUCUUUACAGAUACGAAGUUAAUACUCGGAUAUGGACUAUUUUGAGAGAGAGUGGUUUUGCAAGAUAUCUUCAUUCAGCUGUCCUAAUCAACGGUGCUAUGCUCAUUUUUGGUGGAAACACUCAUAAUGAUACUUCCCUCAGUAAUGGUGCAAAGUGUUUUUCUGCUGACUUUCUUGCAUAUGAUAUAG
Tinamus guttatus (white-throated tinamou) is the source of this 1801-nucleotide messenger RNA. Lineage: Eukaryota; Metazoa; Chordata; Aves; Tinamiformes; Tinamidae. The record is from RefSeq and is a predicted model, not a curated record.